UGACCAAUCAGCGCCCUGCUUUCUCUGCCUUGCUGCGCUCUUUGCUCGCUGGCGUGUUUUUUUUUUUUCUUCUCCCAGCGGUGGAUACAGCUCGACUUCUCACGGUGCAAAGUUACAUCAGGAACCAGCGUUAAAAAAAAAAAACGGUUUUGUUAUGUGUAUUGCAUAUCAAAUGCCGUAGACAUUACGGCUGCUUCUUUUCACCGACAAAUGAGAGAGAACACCGAUGUGGUCGUCGAUAGAAGGAGCUGCUGGUUUCGGUUUUUGGAUCAAGGUUGAUGUGUGUUUUUUUCUCUCAGGAUUUCGACAGUUUCCGAGACGUUGGUAACAAUGAUUAAGAAACGUGGCCAGCUGUGGAGCGCAGCAGGCCUGGAUCCUGCCCUGCGACACCAAGGCUGAGGAGUUGCAGAGGAGCGACUAGCCCUCCUUGCCCACCCCUGAAUAUCCCAUCUGGACAUCACCCUCGAUCAGAACUUCCUCAUUAUCACUUCAGCUUCAAGCCAACUGAUCUUUGCUGAUAUUUAACAAGAACCCACAUUCCAGAGACCUCAUUAUUGGUGAAUUUUAUGAAGCCACAAUGAGGAACAGCAGAUCCAGCCUCCUCCUGGGCUGUGUGCUCCUCUGCUCCGCCUCCUUGCUUUACCUGGGCAUGAGUGGUGUAGAGUGCCCUCCAAAAAGCCAUCGUUACAGGUGGAUGGAGCUCAACCUGGGUUUGGCCAAUCAGAGUUUAUCCCUGACUGAACACUUCCCAGAAGACACGCCCCUGAUCUUCAUCGGAGGCUUCCCCAGGAGCGGCACCACGCUGAUGCGCGUCAUGCUGGACGCCCACAGUCACGUGCGUUGUGGGGAAGAGACUCGAGUGAUUCCCCGUCUUCUGGCCAUGCGGGCCACCUGGAGCCGCUCGGUGAAGGAGAGGAUACGGCUCGACGAGGCUGGGGUCACAGACCAGGUGUUGGACUCAGCAGUACGAGCAUUCCUGUUAGAGGUGAUAGUCGGCCAUGGGGAGCCGGCUCCACGCCUCUGCAACAAGGACCCGUUUGCUUUGAAGUCUCUUUCAUAUCUGUCCCGCAUCUUCCCUAAAGGCAAAUUUGUGCUCAUGCUGCGAGACGGACGGGCCACCGUUCACUCCAUGAUAUCACGCAAGGUGACCAUCUCUGGCUUCGACCUGACCAGCUACAGGGACUGUCUGACUAAGUGGAGCAGCGCGGUGGAGACCAUGUUCAGUCAGUGCGAGGCAGCUGGGGAGGACCGGUGUCUGCCCGUCCGCUACGAGCAGCUUGUCCUCCACGCGGAGGAGGAAAUGAGGAAGCUGCUUCACUUCCUAGAUCUGCAGUGGGACCCAUCAGUGCUGCACCAUGAAGAGCUAAUCGGAAAAGCUGGUGGUGUUUCUUUGUCCAAGGUGGAGCGCUCUACCGACCAGGUGAUGAAGCCAGUGAACACUGAAGCGCUCUCUAAGUGGGUUGGGAACAUUCCCUCUGACGUGUUGAGUGACAUGGCGGAAAUUGCGCCCAUGCUAGCUCGUCUGGGUUACGACCCCCAUGCCAACCCCCCCGACUACACAAGAGCUGCGCCUGUGCUGCCUUCAUACAACUACUCACAGAGUUUGAAGGCAACAGAGACGCCACACCCCAGUUAGGUGCGGAGAAGAAACUGCUCUUUAUUAGGCUUUGCAAAUGGAUGCACCUUAAACUCGGACUUCCAGUUUGGCAGUGAUCUCACCUCACAGGAAUGCUUUUUAAUUGUUCCACGUUUAUUUUACAAUUGUUUUUAAGAAUUGUACGCAAUGUUGAGAACAAUACAUGGUGGAGAGACCAAAACAUGGACUAACCAGGUGUUUUCAGGUUUAUGUCUCUGAUAUAAAUGACACGAGGACUAUCUGUCACAGGAAGUCUGCUGCUUCUCACACCUCUUAACGUUGAAGUAAGAGAUUUAAACCUCAUUUUUAUGUGUCCUCUCACCUCGUACCAGAAAGUAUUUCUACAUGUUUGUAUGUUAUGAUUCACCACAAAUGUGAAUGUGUCAUGAGACAAAUCUGUCACUUACUGAGAGCUCAGUCAAUGUUAAUGAAGCAUAAUGACUGUAUAUUUUUGAAGAUGUAUGUUUAUUUUCUUAAUAAAUUAUUUUGGUGUUGAUCAUUUA
Molecule: messenger RNA, 2139 nt
Organism: Labrus bergylta (ballan wrasse)
Lineage: Eukaryota; Metazoa; Chordata; Actinopteri; Labriformes; Labridae
Product: protein-tyrosine sulfotransferase 1
Biological process (GO): peptidyl-tyrosine sulfation
Cellular component (GO): Golgi apparatus
Molecular function (GO): protein-tyrosine sulfotransferase activity
Source: RefSeq, a predicted model, not a curated record